UGUAGCAUGAAAUUCAAAAUUCUUCCUUUUCUACAGUGGUCUUGUUGGACUUUACAAGAAUAGAAUGAAGGUUGCUAUAGAAGGUUGUUGCCAUGGCGAACUUGACGAUAUAUACGGAUCGAUCCGCUUGAUCGAGCAAAGAGACAAUAUCAAAAUAGAUCUCGUUUUAAUUUGUGGUGAUUUUCAAUCUGUCAGAAACGAAGCCGAUGCCAUUUGUAUGUCAGUUCCAGCUAAAUAUCGCCAGCUUGGGACCUUCUGGAAAUAUUACUCUGGUAGAGAAAAAGCGCCUUAUCCCACAGUCUUUAUUGGGGGAAACCAUGAAGCUAGCAACUAUCUCUGGGAACUGUACCACGGAGGAUGGGUGUGUGAUAAUAUCUAUUAUAUGGGUUAUGCUAACGUUAUCAGAUUUGGUGGUUUAAGGAUCGGUGGACUUUCAGGAAUUUACAAAUCUUACCAUUAUGAUAAAGGGCACUAUGAGACUUCACCGUAUUCGGAAGAUCAUAAAAAGUCAGCAUAUCAUUACCGUAAAUAUGAUGUUGAAAAACUCCUUCACGUACAAGAGCCAUUGGAUAUAUUCAUGUCGCAUGAUUGGCCCCGGGGAAUUGAAAGAUACGGUAACCUGAAGAAGCUGAUGAGAGAGAAGAAGUUCUUUAUCAAUGAGAUUAUGAGUAACUCUUUAGGAAGUGAGCCGAAUUUUCAAUUGUUGGCAAAGCUGAAACCUAGCUAUUGGUUCUCGGCACAUCUACAUGUGCAUUAUGCUGCACUUGUCGAUCAUUCUAUGUUGGAAAAGGGUGAAUAUCCAGAGGGCAUUCAGGCUCUUUUAAAGGGAAAGUAUCCGCCAUCUGCAUCUGCAUCAACUCCUCGGGUAAAGAAUGAAGAUGAAAUUGUCAUUGACGUGAGAUUGGAUAUAGAUAGUGAAGCUAAGCCUGAAGAGACAUCAAAUGAGUCAACAGCAGACGACGAUAAUAGCAACGGCAGCACUAAUAGAAAUGUAAACACCUCCAGCGCAUCAACGUAUGAAGGUGGUAUUCAAAUAGAACAAAACAAGGAUGCAGACGCAGUAAACGACGGCCAGUCCAUGGCAUCAGUAUCACUAAACACGUCUAUAUCACCAAAGUAUACUAAAUUUCUCAGUCUGGAUAAAUGCCUUCCCGGUAGAAAGUUUUUGCAAAUUCUCGACAUUCCUUCUCCAAACGACGACAAUCAAGAUUAUGAUUUCUAUUAUGAUAUGGAAUGGCUAGCUAUUACUCGUGCCUUACAUCCUUUUUUGUCUACUACAUAUCAACAAGCGCACAUACCUUUCACGGACGAUGAACUGCAAAAUAGAAUUGCAGAAGAACGCAGAUUUUUAGAGACGAAACAGCAGUCUGGCAUUUUGGAUUUGAAAAUUCCUCACAACUUUGAGCCAACAGCGCCUGCUUACAAUCCUGAAAUGCUACCAACGAACCCACAAUUAAUAAAAGAAUGUCAACACCCUUUUUUGAAUCCUCAAACAGCGAAAUUCUGUGAAGAAAUUGGCAUUGAAAACAAGAUAAAUUCCGGAUGCAGACAAACCCUUCAACUAAGCGAACAUGAAAAUAGUGCGCCCAUAACAGAUAUGCGAUCCACUUAUCCUGAGACCUCAACUGUAGAACAAAGUAGUAAUCACAAUAGUAGAUGUAUAGACACUACAGAGUCGUUUGAAGUACCAUCAACGAAGCGUACAAAGAUUGAGGAACGUGAUGUCGUUGCUGCUGCUCGUAAUCCUUCUGAAAUAAUGAUGGAUGAUGAAGAAUUUAUGUAAUAAACAAGAAAUGAGAUCAGUUUAUCAUGUUAUGUUGAAGAUGGCAAUAUAAAAUAUGUAAAGGAGAAAGAAUAGUUCGUUUUAAGGUAAUCUAUAGAUCGCAAUUAAGUAGGC
This is a messenger RNA of Mycotypha africana, 1897 nucleotides long. Its product is annotated as lariat debranching enzyme, C-terminal domain-containing protein. The record is from RefSeq and is a predicted model, not a curated record. Gene Ontology annotation, biological process: mRNA splicing, via spliceosome. The coding region runs from base 65 to 1783 and encodes 572 amino acids. The transcript has 5 exons. Gene Ontology annotation, cellular component: nucleus. Gene Ontology annotation, molecular function: RNA lariat debranching enzyme activity. Lineage: Eukaryota; Fungi; Mucoromycota; Mucoromycetes; Mucorales; Mycotyphaceae.